AUGUCCUGUGUAAAAGCCGAAUGUUUUGAGGCAAACUGGGUAUCUACAACUGGGCCGUCUGUAGUUUCACAGAUGAACAGCAGGCGGAAAGAAGAAGCCAUAAAAAACCGGAGUAUGCUUAGCUCUAUGGUUGACGCCAUUAAGUUUUGCGGGCGGCAAUCAAUUUCAUUGCGCGGGAAAGUGGACCAUGGCCCUUUAACAACGCCGAAUGAUUUUGAAGCAGGGCACAAUGAAGGUAACUUCCGUGCUCUGCUGAGAUACAGCAUUCAAUCUGGCAAUGGAAUUUUGUUGGACCAUGUCCGUAACUGCCCUCGUAAUGCUGCUUACAUGAGCAGCACCAUACAGAAUGAGAUCAUUGCAACGUGUGGUGAAAUAAUUCGUUCGAGUUUGGUCAAGAAAAUCAACUCCUCGGGUUUCUUUUCGAUUCUUGCCGACGAAACCACCGAUGUUUCAUGCCAUGAACAGUUUUCUCUGUGUGCUCGCUACGUCGAUGAAUCGGGGACUGGGGAAUUGGUCGUGAGAGAAGAUUUUCUCGGGUAUGUUGCAGUUGAAGAUUUGACGGGUUCUUCUUUAGCCGAGGUUAUACUCCACACAUUACAACGGUAUAAUAUCGAUUGUGCAAAGUUAAGAGGACAGGGUUAUGACGGUGCCAGUAACAUGGCAGGAAAGUUUUCUGGAGUCCAAACCAAAAUAAGAGAACUGCACCCGCUAGCAGCUUACACGCAUUGCUCAUCCCACGUGCUUAAUCUGGUGUUGGGAAAAUCAACUCAACUUCGUCCGAUACGACGAGCUGUACGUCAGCUGUCAAACGUCAUAAAUUUUUUUAAUUCAAGUCCCAAACGUCAGUUGUACCUUGGUCGAGCAAUUGAAGCUUUUGUUCCGCAAUCUCGACGGUCAAAAUUGCGUACUCUCUGUGAAACACGUUGGGUUGAACGACACGAUGCUGUCAUUUUGUUUGUCGAGAUGCUGUCUCCAGUUGUACACGCUCUUGGGGAAUUGGAAACAUGUGGCGUAACAGGUCUACAAGAUAAAGCAGAGGAAUUUCGAUUUUCAAUUCGAAACAUUGAAUUUUUAGUGUCACUAAAAACAUUGGAAUCCGUACUUGCGGUUACCCUGAGCUUGUCGAGAAGCCUUCAAACCGAAAACUGCGACAUUGUGGGAUGUUUUCAAAUGGUCAGUGAUGUUUCUGGUGUGUUUGAAAGCAUGGUCACGAACUCCGUCAAUGAAUUUCAUACGUUGUAUGAAUGUUGCUUAAGCUUGGCCGCCAACCUCG
Messenger RNA from Ciona intestinalis (vase tunicate), 1273 nucleotides. The record is from RefSeq and is a predicted model, not a curated record. NCBI's taxonomy places the organism in Eukaryota, Metazoa, Chordata, Ascidiacea, Phlebobranchia, Cionidae.